This is a messenger RNA of Ziziphus jujuba (common jujube), 2019 nucleotides long. RefSeq names its product S-adenosylmethionine decarboxylase proenzyme. The transcript is spliced from 3 exons. Bases 660 to 1763 code for a protein of 367 amino acids. Gene Ontology annotation, cellular component: cytosol. Lineage: Eukaryota; Viridiplantae; Streptophyta; Magnoliopsida; Rosales; Rhamnaceae. Gene Ontology annotation, biological process: spermidine biosynthetic process; spermine biosynthetic process. The record is from RefSeq and is a predicted model, not a curated record. Gene Ontology annotation, molecular function: adenosylmethionine decarboxylase activity.
GUCUAACCUCGCGAAGUAUUUUGGUGUGCCCUUACGUUUUUAUUGUUAUUAUUUUGUUUUCUGCCUCAAGAGACGUUAGGGUUUGUUUUUCUCUGCACGGCCGCCUUGGAAAUCAGAAUCUCUGAGUUUCUCUCUUCGCCACCCAAAAAAAUUUUAAAAAAAUUUGUUUAAAUUUGUUUUUUUUUUCUUAAAUAGUUGUUUUUAGGUUUUAAAUAUAGAGGUUUGAUUCAAGUUUCUGCAAAAGGGUUUUUCCGGGGGAGCGCGCCGCGCUGAUAUACAUUUUUGUGAAUUUGUGAGACUGAAUGAACUAAUGGAGUCUAAAGGUGGUAAUAAGAAGUCUAGUAGUAGUAGUAGUAAAUCCUUAUUCUACGAAGCUCCCCUCGGUUACAGCAUUGAAGACAUUCGACCACACGGUGGAAUCAAGAAGUUCCGAUCAGCUGCAUACUCCAACUGCGUCCGAAAGCCAUCCUGAGUUCUGCUAAGUUUCAACGUAACCCCUCGAGAUCUUUAAUACUGCAUUUGCUCUCUAAGUCUGUUUUUCUUUUACUUCCCUCGUUCUCUCGUUCUCUGGCUUGCUGUCUACUGCUGCGUUUUGUUCUUUUCCCUCCCUCGUCCUUUACUGUUGCGGCAUAUUCUUUAAGACUUUCGUUUAAUUCAAUAUGGCACUGCCAACCUCUGCAAUUGGAUUUGAAGGCUUCGAAAAGAGGCUUGAGGUAACCUUCUUCGAGCCAGGAAUCUUUGCUGACCCUGGAGGCAUGGGUCUUCGAUCUCUGUCCAAAGCUCAAUUGGAUGAGAUUCUAAAACCUGCUGAGUGUACCAUUGUUUCUUCACUGUCAAAUGAAUACGUUGAUUCUUAUGUCCUUUCAGAAUCUAGCCUCUUUGUGUACCCAUAUAAGGUUAUCAUUAAAACUUGUGGGACUACGAAGUUGCUUCUCUCAAUCCCUGCCAUCCUUAAGUUGGCUAAUACUCUUUCUCUUGCUGUGAAAUCGGUGAGAUAUACUCGUGGAAGCUUUAUAUUUUCUGGUGCACAGUCUUAUCCCCAUCGCAGCUUCUCUGAGGAAGUAGCUGUGCUUGAUAGCCAUUUUGGCAAGCUUGGUCUAGCAAGCAAAGCGUAUCUGAUGGGAAGCCCUGACAAAGCACAGAAAUGGCAUGUAUACUCUGCUUCUGCUGAAUGGGCAAACUUAGUUUGGGGAGCACAACAGUCUGGUCCAGUCUACACUCUAGAGAUGUGCAUGACCGGUUUGGAUAGCAAAAGGGCAUCUGUCUUUUACAAAUCGAAUUCAAUUUCUGCUGCUGUGAUGACUGAGGAUUCUGGUAUCAGGAAAAUUCUUCCACAAUCUGACAUAUGUGAUUUCGAUUUUGAGCCUUGUGGUUACUCCAUGAAUUCUAUCGAAGGGGAUGCCAUCUCUACUAUCCAUGUGACACCGGAAGAUGGUUUUAGCUAUGCAAGCUUUGAAACGGCAGGUUAUAAUUUUGAGGAUGUUAAUUUGAGCAAGGUGAUUGAGAGGGUUUUGACUUGCUUCCAGCCCUCUGAGUUCUCUGUGGCUUUGCAUUCUACUCUGGUUGGCGAAGAAAUUGGAUCCAAGUUCCCUCUGGACUUGAAGGGGUACUCUUGCGGAGAAAAGAGCUAUGAAGUGCUUGGAAUGGGUGGUACCCUCAUCUACUACAGCUUUAUCAAAGGUGGAGAUGCUGCAUCUCCCAGGUCGAUUCUGAAAUGCUGCUGGAGUGAGGACGAGAAGGACGAGGAAGUUGAAGAGAAAUAAGUGUUUCUUAUAUCUUAAUAAUACUAUUAAAUAAAAUACAUUGUUGUUAUUGUUGUUGUUGUCCUGUGGGGUUAUGUUUUUCAGUUUUAUCUGGUUAGAAUAAAGGAGUAGAAAUGCUUAAUGCUACUCCAUCAGUCUCCAUUAGUCUGUUUUUAGUAAUAGAAGGGUUCUAUCGCAGAUUUAGACGCCAUCCAUUAUUGCUUUUGAUUGGCAAAUGUUGAACCACUUAUAUGGAAUUGUCGUUUUUGUUUUGUUA